Messenger RNA from Adineta steineri, 1536 nucleotides. NCBI's taxonomy places the organism in Eukaryota, Metazoa, Rotifera, Eurotatoria, Adinetida, Adinetidae. The record is from the annotation of a GenBank genome assembly.
AUGGAGCCAUUCACCAUUCAUUCACAACGAAGUCCAUCAUGUUCAUUUGUUCUCUCAAUGAUAUCUUCUCAUAAACACAUUCCAUUUACAACCAGUAAUCCUUCGUCGAUAUUAUCAAUAUCUUCUAAUCAACAACAAUCACCUCAAACUGACAAUAAUCACACGAAUAAUCAAUCUAUCAUAUUUCAAGAAGUAGAUAUUCUCAAACAAGCAAGAAAAAGAACAUUUUCACAUUAUCCACAUCGAGCGUCACCAUCUUUCAUAUCACAAAUGACUGAUGCUGGUUUCUUCAGUUGUAAUGUUGCUGAUCGAGUCAUCUGUAUCUAUUGUAACCUUAUCUGUCAACAAUGGAUCCCAACUAGUGAUGAUCCUAGUCAUAUUCAUAAAAUUCUUUCACCAAAAUGUCCUUAUGUCAUUGGUAUGUUAACUCGACCUCAAACAUCAUCUAUUCUAGUCAUCAAUGAACAGUCAACUUAUAAUCAAUCAUUAACAUCAAAUAAUAAUGAUGCAUUUCGUCAUGAUGCAGUUGUUUGUACAGCCGCUUCGAAUCCUUCUUAUAUCGAAAUACCAAAACGAUAUGCAUCUUUUGCUACAUGGUCAAAUGAUAAUUCACCAUCAGUCGAUGAUCUAGUCAAAAGUGGUUUCUUCUAUACUGGUACUAAAACAAUUGUAACAUGUUUUUAUUGUAAUGGAUCAUUACAAAACUGGGGUCCAAAUGAUAAUCCAACAAAUGAACAUGCUCGUUGGUUUCCUCAUUGUGCAUAUGCUAAGCAACUAUGUGGUAGUAAAUUGUAUGAAAACAUUCAAGAAUCGAAACGAAUACUUCAAGAAAAAACUACUGUAAAUAGUUCAAGUAAUGGAUCUGUAGAGAAGAAUAAUCCUUCGAUUGGUAAUCAGUUAUCAAUACCAGACGAGAGUACUUUAUCACGUUUAGUUGCUGCUCGUCUUGAUUUACCUAUUUCUAUAAGUCUAUUGAAAGGUAAUUUCAAAGCAUCUAUUGUGAAACGAUGUUGGGAAGAUCAACUUCGAUUAAAACGUGAUGAUUUUGUGAGUGAUUAUGAUCUGUGGAUAGCUUGUACAAUUCUUCAAAAACAAAUAGAAGGUAUAAAUGGUAAAAAAGAAAAUAUCAUUGUACCAAGUGUAACAAUGAGAAAACUUCGAGAAAAAGAAGAAGCAGAAGCUCAAGCUCAAAAAGAAUUGAUGUCAAGUUCAUCAUUAGAAAAGUCAUCUAGUCCGAAAGAUAUUGAUAUGGCAACGCCAUUAUUAAAACGGAACAAAGAUGAUACUAAAACACCCGUGUUGAAUUUUACGGCUAAUACAAACAGUAUGAAACCAACUUCAACAGCGGCUUCAGAAGAAAAAUCUAAUGACACUACAUCACCAUCUAAUCCUUGUGUACUCUGUUUAACGGAAGAAAAGCAGCUGGCUUGCUUACCAUGUGGGCAUUUGAUCGCGUGUGUUCCCUGUGCACAUUCACUUAGAUCAUGCCCAAUAUGUCGUAGUCGAAUAGAUGCUUUUAUGCGUAUAUAUACUUGA